Brassica oleracea var. oleracea is the source of this 847-nucleotide messenger RNA. RefSeq lists its product as uncharacterized. Bases 81 to 686 code for a protein of 201 amino acids. Gene Ontology annotation, cellular component: chloroplast thylakoid membrane. Gene Ontology annotation, biological process: thylakoid membrane organization. The transcript is spliced from 3 exons. NCBI's taxonomy places the organism in Eukaryota, Viridiplantae, Streptophyta, Magnoliopsida, Brassicales, Brassicaceae. The record is from RefSeq and is a predicted model, not a curated record.
CUUGUUAGACAUCCUUAGACGACGACGACGAGAGAGAACCAAACGGAGCUUGGAAGGGUUGAGACUUGAGCGAGCGAGAGAUGAGCAACUACGCGAUUCCAGUUUCUUCUUCGUCCUCUCUCUCCAAUGCCUAUCAUCAACCUUCUCGGGUUUGCUUCGUUUUCCGCAAUCCUCGUUCCAAUUUUGAGUUUAGCGGGACACGACUAAGUGGUGGGGUUCGAAGAACCUCUUUAAAGUGCAAUUGCUGCAGCAAAGGGAAGGGAGGUACAGGUUCUGGUGAAAACGAAAACAGAAAUGUGUUGGAUGCUUUCUUUUUGGGAAAGGCACUAGCUGAGGUUAUCAACGAGCGAAUUGAGUCCACUGUUGGCGAAGUUUUGGGUAACAUUGGAAGGUUUCAAGCUGAGCAACAGAAGCAAGUUCAAGAGAUUCAGGGAGAGGUACUUGAAAGAGCCAAGAAAGCUAAGGAAAGAGCAGCUAGAGAAACCAUGGAGGCACAAGGACUCGUACCGGAAUCCACAAACCCAAACCCAAAGCCGGCUGCUGGUGUUGUUGCCUCUGUUGUAACCCCUACCUCGAUCGUCGAAAGCAAGGCUUUAAGAAAUGAUGAGAAGCUGUCUGGUUUCUCCGGAUCUUCAACAGGGGACGAUAUGGAUAGCUCGAGUUCUAGCGACGAAGACAGUGUCUAAGCGAUUGUUCCUUGGCCAAUCUCAUGAUUUGGUAAUAGUAGCAGACUUGUUUGAAACGGUUGAGAACAUCUUCGUUGAUAUAUGUACUUAAAAAUGAUGUUUGAGAAUAAAUAACCUUGAUAUUAAUUAUGUGGAUUUGUAAAAGGGCAAGUAACAAAAUG